Saccostrea echinata is the source of this 1823-nucleotide messenger RNA. RefSeq names its product RING finger protein 145-like. The record is from RefSeq and is a predicted model, not a curated record. The transcript has a single exon. NCBI's taxonomy places the organism in Eukaryota, Metazoa, Mollusca, Bivalvia, Ostreida, Ostreidae. The coding region runs from base 6 to 1694 and encodes 562 amino acids. Gene Ontology annotation, molecular function: ubiquitin protein ligase activity. Gene Ontology annotation, cellular component: endomembrane system.
UAUUAAUGGUGGUUCCAUAUUCGAUAAUCAGACAACUGUAUUGGUUCUUUCUCCGCGCAUUCCCAGUUGUUUUUGCUUAUUCCUACGCAGUGGAUUUCAUGGAAUCAAAAUUUCAGGACAAAGACUUCCUCAGUAUGGAAAUAUUCAGGGAUAUUGGUGUUCUUUAUGUCACUGGUCUGUUCUCCGAUUAUUUGUUUGGCGAAAAGUGUUGGACUAAAGUGUUUUUGGUGGCUUACACAUUGCCACUUCUCAUAAGGCAAUUAGGUCUUCCUAUUACUAUCAACAAUAUUGUUCAUUACAUGGCAACUGAAGCAAUAUUUUAUUAUCUCAUAAUCAAACUAAUACAUAUCAUUCUUGUUGCCACUAAUCUGCUAAAUGUAUGGGAAAAUAUCCUUGACAAUUUCAGAUUUAGUGCCUUUUUAAAUAUCAUCGCAUCUGAUAUUCGAUUUUCAAAACAAUUACUAGUGUACUGGUCACUGCUAUUUUUAUACCAAUUAUUCUGCAAUUUGUCAGCUGUUAAAGAAAUGGAUUGGCCAACACUUUUCUUCGUGAGUGUCGGUGAAUGCUGCACUACCCCUCUCGGAGUGAUCGCGAUGUGUAAAUCGGUUCUGUAUGCAUACCAAUAUUUCAUUGCUCUCACUAAUGCCUUCAUACAUGGCUUGGAUACCUAUGGUAAGUUUAAUUAUAAUGUGACCUGGGCACAUGGCUUUUUCAUACUUGCGAUGUAUAUAAGGUCUGGAUUUUUGCCAUCAGCCGAACAUUUGGAAAGUCCAUUCAAAGGAGCAUUCAGAAUGAAAAUUGUACUUCUUUCCACCGUCUUAUUUUUUCUAAACUUGACAUAUUGUAACACACAUCCAGUUAUCAUAUCAUUUAGUGUAGCUCCUAAGACGAAGCCAUUUAAACAUAUCCGGGGACUUCUGACAUACAUUUUUAUCAUACUAUUUUGCGCGCUUACGAUGACGAUGAUUUAUAAGUUAAGUGAUGUCUCUGAGACUAUCAAUAUUUUAUCACUCUGUUUGUCAACCUGUGUCCAAGCCAUGUCCUCUUUCAUCAUUUAUAUUAUUUAUGUAUAUGAUGGAAUAUAUUCGAAACCAUGGGAAAGUAUGGAUGAUGUCGUGUUUUACAUUUGGUCGACUAUACAACUUAUAAACACUGUGCUGUCAUUUGUUCUUGCUUGCACCAGUGACUUUUUUCUUUUUCAAAACUAUUUCUACUGGUUAAGCCCUCUGUUGUUGGUAGGAUGUUUACCCUUUUGGGAGAGAUUAAAAAUGCUAUGGAAAAAUUUACAAGUAAGGAGGAAAACUAUGAAAAUGAUUGAUUUGUUACCAAAUACCACAGAGGAACAAAUACAAGAUUUUGAUGAUGUGUGUUCGAUCUGUCAGUAUUCGAUUUCGACGGCUAAGAUAACACCAUGUGGUCACUUCUUUCACCAAAUGUGUCUAAAAAAGUGGAUGUACACCAAUGAUCUUUGCCCAUUAUGUAGACAAAGUGUAAGCUCUGAUUCACCUUCCAAAUCCGAAAUGAACAAUGAGUCUGACGUUCACUCUGAAUCUGGCUUUCACUCCGAAUUUGAGGCAUUCAACGAAUCCAGCAACCAUUCAGAAUCCAAUUCUGAAGAUGAAUCCUCUAUCAAUUCUGAACCAAAUUCGCUCGACGAAUCCGAUACCCCUUCUGAAUCCGAUUCUCUUGACUAGACAGAAAAUAAAUCUUAAAGUGAUAAUCAUGGGCAUGGCAGAUAAAGAUCUUUUUAAAUAAAACAUAUAUAUAUAAUUUUUUUUAAGUGACAAAUGUGUAAAAGAUAUUAAUAUAUUCGUAUUCUCAAG